CUCUCCUUCGCCCUCGCCCUGACUAGAGCGGUUGUAGGGCUUCUCUGACGUGUUUGUAUCUACCACCGGCGAAAUCACCGUCGCCAUCCGCUGUAUUACAUCAUCGGAGAUAGGCUCAGAGGGCGUUCUAAGGUUUUCGUUUUCUAUUCGUGUUCACUGUGAGAUCUGCUGAACAGACCCUGCGUGUGUACGUACACCUGAUUUUCGUGGAGGAAAGAGAAACCUAGGGCUAGGGUUUUGAUGCGUUGUUGCGGAUUGAGAACAAGGUUUGCGGGUUGGAUUAUUCGAUUAUGGCCAACAACCAUGGCGGUUCUGGAUCCAAGUUUGUGUCUGUAAAUUUGAAUAAAUUAUAUGGGCAGCCUUCUCAUCAUAAUUAUCCACCUCAUAGUGGCCCUUAUGGACCGGGUGUUGGAACAAACCGAGCCCGACCUGGUGGGCAUGCUAGUGCGGGAGGUGGGAUGGUUGUUCUAUCUCGAAACCGUCCUUUGCAGAAGGCUGUGCCGAAAUUAUCUGUUCCACCCCCCUUGAACUUGCCUUCACUGAGAAAAGAAUAUGAGAAAAUUGAUUCAUCAGGGUCUGGGGGCGGGGUGGCAGGUGGUGCUGGUUCGGGGAUUGGUACAAGACCAACUUCUUCAGGUAUGGGCUGGACCAAACCUGGAAAUGUUGCUUUGCAGGAGAAGGAAGUUAGUGGUGAUACUCAGGUUUCAGAGAGUGUGAAUUAUACUGAAGGUGUAGCUACCAAGGGAAGUGGCACUUAUAUGCCUCCUUCAGCUAGGUUUGGUGGGGGACUUGGACAUGGAGAUACGGUCUCAGCUCAUCAUUCGAAUGUAGCUUCUCUAGGGAAAGCUGUGGUGUUGAGGGGAGAAGAUUUUCCAUCUCUACGGGCUGCCUUGCCUUCCUCAACUGGGCCUGCACAAAAACAGAAGGAAGGAUCUUUCCAAAAGCUGAAGCAAUUAGUUAGUGAGGAGUCAUCCAAUGAUCUAAGAAACAGUUCUAAUUUCAGUUCACCAGCUCACAUCCAAUCAUCCCAUCGCAUUGCAAAUGGUGUGAAUGAAAAUGGUGGGCAGAGUCCAAGAUCAAGCAGUGCACGCGUGGAUCACGCUCAGAAGCAAGAGGACCCACUGCCACUUUUAUGGUUGAAUCCAAGGUCUGAUUGGGCUGAUGAUGAGCGAGAUACAGGUCAUGGGUUUUCUGGCAGGAGUGGCAGAGAUCAUGAGUUGCCAAAAAGUGAAAUAUAUUGGGAUCGAGAUUUUGAUGUGCCCAGGAGCAGCAUUUUGCCUCACAAACCACCCAAUAGUCUAUCUGAAAGGCGUGGUCAGCACAUUGGUAACGUUUCUAAGGGUUCUACCUCUGAGGUCCAUAAACCUGAGCCUUACCGGAGAGAACCAAAUUUGUAUAGCAGGGAAGACAGGGAAAGCAACACUUGGAGGAAUUCUUCUAUUCACAAAGAUAAACCUGCUGCAGCGCAAGUUAUAAAUGACGGAAACAAUAUCACUGUGCCAGAUAGCCUUAGCAACAGCAGAUACAUGUCAUCUUUGGGAGACAAUGCUCAGCAUGGUGUGGGAACUGGAAACCGGGACCCUGCAUAUGUGAGAAGGGAUGCUGGGCAAGGGAGACAAGGGGGACAGUGGCACUGGAAUCAUUCGGUGGAAUCCCCUAGAUACAGGGGUGAAGGUUACCAGAAUUCUGCAGGGUCGAGAUCAGCUUUUCCCUUAGCUAGUAAGGGGCAUUCCAUAAAUGACCAAGCUCUGAAUUUUGGCAGGGAGAAGUCUUCAUUUUCAAAGAGUGAACGGACUUACCUUGAUGAUCCUUAUCAGAAAGAUUUCAGUUCCAGCGUUUAUGAUGAGAGAGAUCCAUUUACUGGAAACCUAGCUGGAGUUGUGAAGAGGAAGAAGGAUGUGAUUAAACCGACAGAUUUCCAUGAUCCUGUCAGGGAGUCCUUCGAGGCUGAACUUGAGAGAGUUCAGAAGAUGCAAGAGAUGGAACGACAGAGGAUCGUUGAAGAACAAGAAAGAGCUUUGGAACAAGCACGGAGAGAGGAUGAAGAGAGACGGAGGGUAAUUAUGGAGGAAGAAGAAAGGCGGAGACGGAUGGAAGAAGAAGCUCGAGAAGCUGCCUGGAGAGCAGAGCAAGAGAGAUUGGAGGCCAUUCAGAAAGCUGAAGAGCAGAAGAUUGCUCGAGAAGAGGAAAAAAGGAGGAUGCUUCUUGAGGAAGAGAGGAGGAAACAAGCUGCAAAGCAGAAACUUCUAGAAUUGGAGGCUAGAAUAGCAAAGAGGGAGGCUGAAGUUGGAAAGAGUGGUACUAGUGUCCAUACUGCUGCAGACGAGGAAGUUCCAGUUGGCGGAAAAGACAGUGAUGUGUCUGUGGAUUCAGAUCUUGAUAACUGGGAAGUUAGCCAGAGAAUGGUCGAGAGAAUAACAACUUCGGCAAGUUCUGAUUCAUCUGCAAUGGACAGGCCCUUUGACCGGCCUCAAUUUUCUAGAGAUGUUUCAUCUAGCUUUAUGGACAGAGGAAAACCUGUUAAUCCUUGGAAAAGAGAUGCAUUUGAAGUUGGAAGCAACUCAUCUUUCCUACUCAAUGACCAGGAUAAUGGUCAUCAUAGUCCCAGGCGAGAAGCAUCAAUUGGUGGGAGAUGUUUUCCUAGGAAAGAAUUUUAUGGAGGAGGUGGGUAUAUGCCUUCAAGAUCUCCUUUCCGAGGGGGGAUGCAAGAUCCUGAUACUGAUGGAUUCCCUCAUCUAGGAGAUCGAGAUCACAGGUGGAACUCUUUUGGAGACGGAGAACCUUAUGGCAGAAAUAGGGAUAUUGAGUCAGAAUUUUAUGACAAUGUUGCUGAGAAAUAUGGCGAAGUUGGGUGGGGACAGGGGCAUUCUCGUGGCAAUGCUCGUUCUCCUUACUCAGAGCGGUUGUAUAUGAAUUCUGAAUCAGAUAAGCUUUAUUCCUACGGGAGGUCACGGUAUUCCAUGAAGCAGCCUCGUGUGCUCCCCCCUCCCUCACUAGCAUCCGUGCCCAAAUCCUCUGUGAGAGGGGAGAAUGAACUCUCUGCUCCUUCAAGUUCUCUAGAAUCUACUGCAAGGACUCAGAAUUAUGGAGGUCCUCAGGAAGGGCAUGAACAAACUGAUAUUGUUGAUGUUCAACAAGAAAUUAUGGCACAGAAGCUGGACAAGAAUGACACACUAAGGUGUGACUCACAGUCAUCUCUCUCAGUCUCCAGUCCCCCUAGCUCUCCAACACAUCUCUCUCAUGAUGAGCUGGAUGAUUCUGCUGGUUCAGUUAUACCCACUGCAGCUGAAGGGAAGGAGACUCAUGAACAUGAAGUCGUGAAUGAUGAACCUGGAGAAGUGACUACAAUGGCGGCGUCGAAGUCUGUCUCAGUUGAUGAGGAUGAAGAAUGGAGUCUUGAGAACCAUGAUGAGAUGCAGGAACAAGAAGAGUAUGAUGAAGAUGAUGAUGGUUAUGGUGAAGAAGAUGAAGUGCAUGAAGGACCUGAUGAAAACAUCAAUCUGACACAGGAAUUUGAGCAUAUGCAUCUUGAGGAGAAAAGCACAACUAAUGUGAUGGACAAUUUAGUCUUAGGCUUCAAUGAGGGUGUUGAAGUUGGAAUUCCUGGUGAUGAGUUUGAGAGAGAUUUGAAGACAGAUGGGAAUAUGAUUGAGAUGGCAGAAGUUCCUGUUGGUGUAGAAACGCAGGGAUCAGUUGAUGCAGUGAUUCAUGAACCUGAAAAGAUAACGGAGUAUUCAGUUGUCCAGCCCCAAACUGCUCAGAAAUCGACUUCUUGUAGUCUCUUGGGCGAUUCGUCCGUUAGUUCUUGCCCUUCUGUUCUGCACACAAUCCCUUCAUCAGUUGAGAUGGCAUCAAGUACUUCUUCUGGCCAGUCCACCAUGCCUGCAUUAUCUUCUGUUCCAAGCCAAGCUGAUUUACCAGUUAAACUCCAGUUUGGGUUGUUUUCUGGCCCUUCUCUCAUACCGUCUCCCGUUCCAGCCAUACAAAUUGGUUCUAUACAGAUGCCUCUCCAUCUUCACCCACCUGUUGGUCCAUCCAUGGGCCACAUGCACCAGUCACAACCUCCCUUGUUCCAGUUUGGUCAGCUGAGAUAUACAUCUCCUGUUUCCCAGGGGAUUCUUCCGAUGACUCCGCAGCCAAUAUCUCUUGUUCAGCCAAACAUACACCACACCCAUUUCAAUCUGAAUCAGAAUUCAGGUAGUUCUCUGCCUAAUCAGUUUUGUCAAGAAAAUUUUGGCAUUAACAUGAAAAAGGAUGGUGGUUCGGCUAGUAUCCUGAAUAACCAAUCUGGCAAUGUUUCAGCGAUGCCGGAUCUACCUCAUGAGAAUUGGUCAAGGGGCAUGACUGCAAGAGGGAAUGCAGAAUACAACGAUAUGGUACGUAACAGUCAAAGUGAUCUUUCCCAUUCUGCUGAUAACAGAAUUGGAUCUAAACCAGUUGAGGAGAAGGGGCAUGAUGCGACUGAUAAUGGUUCUGAGGCUCGGUUGCAAUUUGCACCUGCAUCAUCUCGGGGCCUUUCUGGUGAAAAAGACGUGUCCAUGUCAAAGGCUCCAGGUCCUUCAUCUGCUAAUAGGGGGAAGAGAACUCCCUACCCGGCUAGAAAUUCUGGCCCAAGAUCAUUUCAAGCUUACGAGGCUUCUCCCUCGGGUUCUAAUGAGUUUCAGAGGAAACAUCGACGUCCAAUCCAGCGAACGGAGUUUCGAGUUCGGGAUAAUGCUGAUAGGAGGCAGCCGUUGGGAAUGGGUUCUUCCAAUAGCUCUGGGUUGGAUGACAAGUUAAGCAAUAAAGGUGUGGGAAAUUCUACAAGAAGUGGGUAUAGGCGUCAUAUGGUGUCCACUAAAUCAUUGAAGCGGGUUGUACCUGAUGCUUCAGCUGCAGGUUUAAGUGGUUCUCAGGAGAUAACCUCUGAAAGCGGGCCAGGGAAAGGAACUGCAAGACUAACACCAACUAAGACUCGGGCCUCGUCAUCCACUGUGGAAGGCAACCUAAAAAGGAACAUUCCCGAAGAGGAUGUUGAUGCUCCCUUGCAAAGUGGUGUUGUACGUGUUUUUAAGCAACCUGGCAUAGAAUGCCCAAGUGAUGAAGAUGACUUCAUAGAGGUCAGGUCAAAACGGCAGAUGUUGAAUGAUCGGCGUGAACAGAGAGAAAAAGAAAUCAAGGCAAAAUCACGGGUUACAAAGCAACCUCGAAAGACUCGAUCUUCUGUUCAAGGUCCUAUAGUCUCCACCGGUCCAAAUAAAAUCUCCGUGUCAAUGGUUGGUGAAGCAUCAAACAUCCGUUCUGAUUUUGUUGGUUCUGAGGGGCGCAGCUUGGUGAACAAGGAACUGUCCACCGAGUAUUCAACAAUGGCUUCUCAACCAAUGGCUCCAAUCGGCACUCCCUCAGCUGAUACUGAUGUUCAGACUGGGAUAAGAUCGCAUACUAGCAAGACUCUCCAAAGAGGAUCUGUAUCUGCAAUAUCUGGUGCAGUUGAAGACCUUGGUUCAAAUCUCAUGUUUGAGACUGAAAAUAAGGUUACUGAUAAUGUGCAAACAUCCUUGGGCGACUGGGGUAAUGCACGGAUGGAUCAACAGGUUAUUCCUUUAACUCAGACUCAACUUGAUGAGGCUAUGAAGCCUGCACGAUUCAGUACAACACAUGUAACAUCUAUUGGUGAUCAUAGCACCUUGGUUAGUGAACCCAUUUUGACAUCGUCAUUAAUAUCGACAAAGGGAAAAUCAAUUUCAUCCUCCUCAAGCCCAAUCAACUCUCUGCUUGCUGGUGAAAAAAUUCAGUUUGACUCAGGUGCAGUCACCUCGCCAACAGUACUUCCUCCUAGUAGCCGUGUUGUUUCACAUGGGAUUGGGGCUCCUGGGUCCUUCCGUCCUGACAUGGCCCAAAGUAUUUCGAAAGCAGAAAGUGAUCGUAAUCUAUUUUUCAAGAAAGAUGAGCACGCCAGUGAAUCUUGUGUUCUGACGGAAGAUUGUGAGGCUGAAGUUGAAGCAGCUGCUUCAGCCGUUGCUGUGGCUGCCAUUGAUACGGAUGAGAUCGUUGGCAAUGGGAUGGGACCCGUCUCAGUUUCAGGCACGAAAACUUUUGGAGGUGCAGUUGAAGAUAUCCCAGGAGGAUUGGGUGGGGAUCAACAAUCGGGAAGUCAAUCUAAGCCUGAGGAAUCUCUUAGUGUAUCACUUCCUGCUGAUCUCUCUGUUGAAACUCCGCCGAUAUCUUUAUGGCCGCCACUACCGAGUCCUCAGAGCUCAUCAACUCAGAUGCUUUCUCAUUUCCAUGGAGCUGCACCUUCUCAUUUUCCCUUCUACGAGAUGAAUCAUCCCAUGAUGAGUGGUCCAGUCUUUGCGUUUGGCCCACAUGACGAAUCUGGUGGGACCCAGUCUCAAUCCCAAAAGAGUACAGGGUCAGGUUCAAGGCAUAUUGGAGCCUGGCAAAACCAUUCUGGCAUGGACUCGUUUUAUGGCCCUCCUGCUGGAUUCACUGGCCCCUUCAUCGGUUCACCUGGAGGUAUUCCAGGUGUGCAAGCCCCACCACAUAUGGUGGUUUAUAACCAUUAUGCUCCGGUUGGUCAGUUUGGGCAGGUUGGAUUGAGCUUUAUGGGUGCCACAUAUAUCCCAUCUGGAAAACAACCCGACUGGAAGCAUGAUCCAACAUCUUCUGCCCGUGAAGAAGACAUGAAUUCUAUGAAUAUGGUUUCUGGACAGCGCAAUCCUCCUAACAUGUCCGGUCCCAUCCAGCAUCUUGCUCCUGGCUCUCCCCUAUUGCCGAUGGGUUCCCCUUUAACCAUGUUUGACGUGCCUCCAUUUCAGACUGCACCAGACAUGUCAGUCCAAGCUCGCUGGUCUCACGUACCUGCAUCACCUCUUCAUGCGGUUCCUAUGUCACUGCCAUUACAGCAGCAAGCAGAAGCGAUGACAGCGCCUACCCCUUUCAGCAGCCAUGGAGGACACCCUGUUGACCAAUCAUCAUUCCCCCCAAAUAGAUUUUCCGAACCUCAAACUUCAACUCCAUCGGACAGCAACGGGAUGGUGUUUCCUGUUAGAGAUUCAACCAUGAACCAGUUUCCUGAUGAACUUGGGUUGGUAGACUCAUCCGGCCCAUCCAUUUCUACCACGUCUGCUCCAAUCACUGUCAGCCAUAUCUCUUCAGGAAGCACAAAGACCGCUGAUGCUGUUCAGAGAGGUGGCAUUAGCAUUGGCAUCAACAAUAACAACAUUGAGACCACGAAUGCAUUCAAGAACCAACACCAUCAACAGGGUAAGAAUCAACAGUACAAUCAUCCUGGUGGUGGUUAUGGGUAUCAAAGAGGUGGAGGGGUGUCUCCAAAGAACAAAACCAUGGGUCAGUGGUCCCAUCGUAGGACGGGGUUCCACGGAAGGUAUCAGUCCAUGGGACCAGAGAAGGGUUUCCCAUCUUCAACAAAAGUGAAGCAGAUUUAUGUGGCGAAACAACCGGCUUCAGGUGGGUCAUCUUCGACCGUGGGAUGAGCGGAAGAGGUGGUUAAUUGGUUUGGACAUGAAACCUGGAAUGCCUUUCUUCUGGGAGUUUGUUUGUUUUUUUGUAUCUCUUUUUGGGUUUGUUUUGGCAGAAGAGGGAUUUGAUUGAUAGAUAAGUUGGAUGGGUUUAUGUAGAAGGUUUAGUACAACUCUUCUGGAGUCUUUUUAAAGUUGCAGGGUUUAGGAGAUUAUGAUGAUGUAAAACCAGAACCAUGAUUAUUCGUUUUUUGGGUGUUUCAUGUAUCCAAAUUAUGUCCAAAACCCUGCCUGGAAAUAAUACUUCUUUUUUAAUCC
This is a messenger RNA of Cynara cardunculus var. scolymus (artichoke), 7778 nucleotides long. RefSeq lists its product as uncharacterized. Bases 291 to 7475 code for a protein of 2394 amino acids. The record is from RefSeq and is a predicted model, not a curated record. Lineage: Eukaryota; Viridiplantae; Streptophyta; Magnoliopsida; Asterales; Asteraceae. The transcript has 8 exons.